AUGGCGGUGAGAGAAGCAGAAGACAGACUGAGCGCAGAUGCACCAGCCAGCAGAAGGAAUAACACCUCACUGCAAGGCACAGCAACUACCAUCAUGGCUGCAAGAGAAGUAGGAGAAGAUGUGACAAUGAGAGCAGUGCUUUCAUGGUUCAUUGACACCGCUGCCUCUGCCUUCAAUCUGGCUUUCUUGAUGAUCACAGAGACCGCAGCUGCAUCACAAAGAUGUUUAUUACUCACUAGAAAAUGUCAGAAUAAGCUCUUUAUUAUUCUUCAAGAAUGA
Blastomyces gilchristii SLH14081 is the source of this 279-nucleotide messenger RNA. RefSeq lists its product as uncharacterized. The record is from RefSeq and is a predicted model, not a curated record. The coding region runs from base 1 to 279 and encodes 92 amino acids. Lineage: Eukaryota; Fungi; Ascomycota; Eurotiomycetes; Onygenales; Ajellomycetaceae. The transcript has a single exon.